CACCCUCCUCCAGACCAGCCAGCCUCUACCAUGUGUCACACCAGCUGCUCUUCAGGGUGCCAGCCAUCUUGCUGUGUGUCCAGCCCCUGCCAGCCAUCCUGCUGUGUGUCCAGCCCCUGCCAGCCAUCCUGCUUCGUGUCCAGCUCCUGCCAGUCAGCAUGCUGCAGGCCUGCUAUAUGCAUUCCUAUUAGAUACCAGAUAGCCUGCUGUGUGCCUGUGAGCUGCAGGCCCACUGUGUGCAUGGCCCCCUCCUGCCAGUCUUCUGUGUGUGUGCCUGUGAGCUGCCGGCCUGUCUGUGUGACCUCCUCCUGCCAGUCAUCUGGAGGCUGCCAGCCCUCCUGCUCUACCUUGGUCUGCAGGCCUGUCACCUGUAGCAACCCCUCUUGCUGCUGA
Mus caroli (Ryukyu mouse) is the source of this 393-nucleotide messenger RNA. The record is from RefSeq and is a predicted model, not a curated record. Lineage: Eukaryota; Metazoa; Chordata; Mammalia; Rodentia; Muridae.